Messenger RNA from Plasmodium vivax (malaria parasite P. vivax), 696 nucleotides. RefSeq names its product RAD protein (Pv-fam-e). NCBI's taxonomy places the organism in Eukaryota, Apicomplexa, Aconoidasida, Haemosporida, Plasmodiidae. The record is from RefSeq and is a predicted model, not a curated record. Bases 1 to 696 code for a protein of 231 amino acids. The transcript is spliced from 2 exons.
AUGUCGAUAAAGGCAAAUUUGAGGGGGUGCGACCAUUUUUCGAGGCUUCUCCGCUCCCUACUGAUCCUGCUGCUUUGCAUGCUGCCGAUAGGAGAGAUCCCCGCAGAGCAGCUACCCUGGGGGGAAAGCCGCCAAGAACGGCACAUUAAAGGCGAUCCUUUUGGGAAGCACUUCCAUUUGGGAAGGUUUUUAAGCGAAGACAGAAUUGACAUAAAGAACAACCUAGGCAACCUGAGGGACUCAUUCGAAAGCUACCAGCCACAGACUCCACUGGAAAUAACCCGAGAUGAAUUGAAAAAAAGAAUGGCACACUGUGGAAGCUUGUUUGUUAAUAAGAAAAGAGCACAUGCAGCAAUUUAUGUGUACAUUAAUUAUUUAAGGGUUAAAUACUACAAUAUGAUAAUGGAGUUAAAAAAGACCUUUCUAGAAUUAGCAUCUAAAAAGGAAGUACCGGGAGAUCUCCAAAAGGUGUAUUGGAGACAAUGUGAAGAUGAGCUCUUACGAGAUUUGCAAACAAUGGAAAACGUCUCUGAUAGGUACUUCCAAUCACUGAUGAAUAACAAUGUAAUUUUCGCAGUGCAGUUUAACUGGACCUUGGGUGCUCAUGAGACCUACUGGUUUUCCGAUAUGUACGAGAAGGAGUGCAAGUGGAGGAGGAUCCUCUCCGACAGGGCCAAUAAUUACAUACUGCGUUGA